This is a messenger RNA of Olea europaea var. sylvestris, 747 nucleotides long. RefSeq names its product E3 ubiquitin-protein ligase RHA2B-like. Bases 46 to 456 code for a protein of 136 amino acids. Lineage: Eukaryota; Viridiplantae; Streptophyta; Magnoliopsida; Lamiales; Oleaceae. The record is from RefSeq and is a predicted model, not a curated record. The transcript has a single exon.
GCAGCUCUCUAUUCUAUUCACAUUCUGCAUCAACAGCAAGUAAAAAUGCUGCAAUCAGGUAUAUUGAGCUAUAUAGUUCUGAUUGUAACUCAGCUGAAAUGGGCGUGGGAUUAUCUUCUUUACCAGUCCUUCUUUCAGCCUCGUGGGAUUGUAUUGACCGAAUAUGCCGAUGAUCUUAGCGUAAAGCGCUAUCAAAGCAAUAACGAAAAUGAGAGUACAGUAGAAUGUGCUGUGUGUUUAUGUCGGAUUGAUGAAGGAGAUGAAAUCAGGGAGCUGAGUUGCAAUCAUCUUUUCCACAGAGUUUGCUUGGAUAGGUGGCUGGGAUGUGGGCAAAUGACGUGCCCUCUAUGCCGGAGUAACGUAAAGCCGCCUGGACUGGCCGUGGAUGGCCACCAGGAGGUGAUAUUGAUCAACUUUGAUGCUGCCAGAUCAAGGGAUCGCUGGUGGCUGCGUUGAACGGGAAUAUCUUCUACGCCUUUCAUUCAUUCUUUCUUUCUUUCCAUUUCUUACACAUAUAUGGAAACAUAAAAUAUGCAACUACGACGAGAAUUCUAUAAUUGGAAUUCAAGGCUGAGCACUUGCAUUGUCUCAAAAUAAUGGUGUUUUGCAUAGUAUAUAAGAUGUCAAUUAAUGUAGAUGCUACCGGUGUGUUAUAUAAUCGAUAAAGAGCCUUGCUCUAUAUUUGGUAUUUUACAAAAGCGCUUAAAAAGCGCUUUUGUAAUUAUAGUAUUUACCAUUUUAGAUGCU